Molecule: messenger RNA, 2427 nt
Organism: Sceloporus undulatus (fence lizard)
Lineage: Eukaryota; Metazoa; Chordata; Lepidosauria; Squamata; Phrynosomatidae
Gene: FBXO3
Product: F-box protein 3
Exons: 11
Coding region: 319-1686 (455 amino acids)
Molecular function (GO): protein binding
Source: RefSeq, a predicted model, not a curated record
AAAAUGUUCUUCAUGCUGAGCAUGACUAAGAAGCAGGGAUUGGCACAUCUAUUAUAGGAGGAGCUUUGACUGAGUCAGGCCCUACAUCCUGAGCAUGGCUAAGAAGCAUCAAUGCACUCUUAUGGGAGGCGUGGGUUUUUUAAACGCUUUGACUGGGCCAGGACCUCCAUCUUUUCUGGAACGUCCUCCGUUCUGAGCAGGAAUACAGACUCGGCCGCGGCCUAGUGCUUCUGGUUCCUCCUCCUCCGCCUCCUCGGAGGCCAUCCCCAACGAAGGAGGAGCCGCCGCUUGGAGGAGGAGGAGAGCGCCGUUGUCAAGAUGGCGGCCUCCGUGGAGCUGUCCCCGCCGCCCCUCAGCCUGGAGCUGCUGCCCACCGACCCGCUCCUCCUCAUCCUCAGCUUCCUCGACUACAGGGACCUCAUGAGCUGCUGCUAUGUAAGUCGUAGAUUAAAUCAGCUUUCAAGUCAUGAUCCACUGUGGAGGAGGCACUGUAAGAAAUAUUGGCUUUUGACUGAAGCUGAGAAAUCCAGAAGAAAUAAGAGCUGGAAAGCAAUCUUUAUAGAUUUUUAUGCUGAUUUAGGAAGGUAUAUUCAGUAUUAUGCUACACUUAAAAAGGCUUGGGAUGAUUUGGAAAAAUAUUUGUUGCAACGCUGUCCUCGGAUGAUUACUUCUUUAAAAGAGAGUGUACGGGAGGAAGAUUUGGAUGCAGUGGAGGCACAGAUUGGUUGCAAACUUCCGGAUGACUAUAGAUGUUCAUUUCGGAUCCAUAAUGGACAAAAGCUAGUUGUUCCGGGGUUGAUGGGAAGCAUGGCACUUUCCAAUCACUAUCGCUCUGAGGAUUUGUUGGACAUUGACACGGCAGCUGGUGGCUUUCAGCAGCGGCUAGGGCUGAAACAGUGCCUUCCCUUAACCUUUUGCAUUCACACCGGAUUGAGUCAGUACAUGGCUUUGGAGAACGUGGAGGGUCGCAAUAGUUAUGAGAUCUUCUACCAAUGUCCAGAUCAAAUGGCACGUAAUCCCUCUGCAAUUGAUAUGUUUAUUACAGGUAGCUCCUAUUUGGAAUGGUUUACCUCCUAUGUAAACAAUGUAAUAACAGGUGGCUAUCCCAUCAUCCGAGACCAGAUUUUCAGAUAUGUUCAUGAUAAGGACUGUGUAGCAACAACGGGAGAUAUUACUGUCUCUGUCUCUACGUCUUUUUUGCCUGAACUCAGUUCAGUACAUCCACCUCAUUAUUUCUUCACUUACCGAAUCAGAAUUGAAAUGUCCAAAGAUGCACUUCCAGAGAAGGCCUGUCAGUUAGACAGUCGGUACUGGAGAAUAACUAAUGCCAAAGGUGAUGUUGAUGAGGUUCAAGGACCUGGUGUAGUAGGAGAAUUUCCAAUAAUCAGUCCUGGUCGAGUUUAUGAAUACACUAGCUGCACUACAUUUGGCACUACUUCUGGGUACAUGGAAGGAUACUAUACAUUCCAUUGCCUUUACUACAAAGACAAGUUUUUUAAUGUCACCAUUCCUAGAUUUCAUAUGGUUUGCCCAACAUUCAAAGUAUCUAUAGCUCGCAUGGAAACCCAUCAUAAUGAAUGUGCUAUGGAUGAGGAUGAAGACUCAACAGAUACUGAUGAAUAUGAAGAUCGGCGCAGAAUACUGGACAUUCCUGCUCCUUCUGGACGUUGUCCACGCCAGACUUGAACAGACUUUAAAAAACCAACUCUUUCCUCAGUUCUAUAGGGAGAUAAUAUUUCUGAGUAUCAAAUAAUUAUUUGGCAUUGGCUCAUUCAGCAUAAAGCUGGUGCUGAUUCUGGCUUAUAUCUGAUCAGAUAAUACAGGCAGGUUUUCCUUUUGUCUUGCAUUUAUUAUCAGAGGGAGAAUUUGUGAGGUAGAAACGAGACAGUGUAGUGAGCUUUAUUCUUGCAAACAGAUUUACAGGAUUUGGGGGCGGGGGGAGACCAGUGUACAUUUAAAACUUAUUUAAACAAGAAUGGUGCUUUCUUUUUCUCUUGUUUUAAUGAAACAGUAUUGGUUUGCAACAGCUAAUAAAAUGGGUAAAAAUAGGCAUGCUGUUUUCAUAAUGAUUCUGUACUGUUAUUAAUUUAUGCUGUAAAUGAGCAAAAUAUCUGCAGCUUAAAUUUAUGUAACUUUUGGGAUGUCAUCUUGUAUAUUUUAAAAUUAACUUAGAAAUAUAUAUACCAGGAUACUCAAAAUAUUUGACAGGAAGCUGUUUUAUGUUUUUAAAUCCCGCAUCCAGUCUAUGAUCAUACACAGGCCUUCUGGAAUGUGGGAUGAACACCUUGCCUACUUCAUUACAACCCCCCACCCCCAAUUUAUUGCAUCAUAUAAAUAUGUAAAUAUGGUUCCAGUCCUUCAAAUCCCAUGUAACUAUUGUGAUAAGUGAUUAGAAUUUUGUUCAACUAUAAACCAUGUUUUCCUGGA